AUGACAAAAUUUCCUGUGCCAGUCGGUGUCUACAUAACGAGGGUGUGGAUAUUUUCCCAAGUAAAUAGGGGGUGUGGUUGGGCUGUAGAGCAAGGGUGCCAGCCUAGAGGCAAGUCCUCUGGGACUGCUGUCCCUUGGCGCUCGGGGCAGCCCAAGAAGGCAUGUGGUGCUUUGGCUGUCACGCUCAUAGAAAAGAAAAAGAACACAAUAGCUACAGCAGCUGUAGGGGGAGGAGUGUUGCUUGGAAACAAUACACGCUUCCUCAAGACACGGCAGUUCUCCAUUUCGAAGCCUAGUCCGGUUUCGGUUUCAGAGAUAGGAUUUCUUACUUCCCAAUUGGGUGGCAUCAGGAUUUCCUACAACCCACCAAAACCACUCACUGCUCCUUUCACUCCCGCUAUCCAACCUCUCGUCGCACGUAGAAUUUGCCCCUUUACCGGGAAGAAAGCCAACAGGGCCAACAAAGUUUCCUUUUCAAACCACAAGACCAAGAAGUUGCAGUUUGUCAACUUGCAGUACAAGAGGGUGUGGUGGGAAGCUGGCAAGCGCUAUGUCAAGCUGCGAUUGUCAACCAAAGCGUUAAAGACUAAACAGAAGAACGGACUGGAUGCUGUUGCUAAGAAGGCUGGCAUAGAUCUUCGCAAAGAGUGAUAAAUUGGUCAUAUGUUUUUGUUUUGGCGUAUUUGGUUUUCUGUUACUUUUUAUAUUCAUUCCCUGUUCUGAUGAAGUUCUUCCCGAAUCAAUGAUAUCUUCAUCUUUACAUCUCACAAGCUGGUAAUUACUCUUUGUUCAUGUGCUCUUUAAGUCCAUGGCUUUUUAUCCAAACCUGUAUUGAUUCCACAAUCAGGAAAUUGCGGAAUAGUUUCAUUAGGGUGUGAUGUAUUGUUGUGCUGCCUAUCUGUAAGCAAUUGCACUAUACCAUAUGCUAUGGCGCAAGUAACUUCGGAAGGUAGCUUCUGUAUGUUGGUAGGAGGUUUGAUGCCAUGAUGUUGGAUCCUCGCAUGCCCUUGUAUUAUUUUGUUUGCUGACUACGCAUUAUCCUAGUUGUAGAUUAUAAUGGCACUGCAAAGUGUUGUGUUUGAAAUUUUCGGAUAAGGUUUUCAAAUUUCAGGCUA
Molecule: messenger RNA, 1115 nt
Organism: Populus trichocarpa (black cottonwood)
Lineage: Eukaryota; Viridiplantae; Streptophyta; Magnoliopsida; Malpighiales; Salicaceae
Product: 50S ribosomal protein L28, chloroplastic-like
Exons: 4
Coding region: 1-651 (216 amino acids)
Biological process (GO): translation
Cellular component (GO): ribosome
Molecular function (GO): structural constituent of ribosome
Source: RefSeq, a predicted model, not a curated record